This is a messenger RNA of Funneliformis caledonium, 378 nucleotides long. The record is from the annotation of a GenBank genome assembly. NCBI's taxonomy places the organism in Eukaryota, Fungi, Glomeromycota, Glomeromycetes, Glomerales, Glomeraceae.
AUGAACAAUUACGAAAAGGGAAAAUAUUUAGAAGAUAAAACUGCCGAUAUUGGGCCUGGAGAUGGUGGGAUAGAUAUCUCUGGGGAAGCAGCAAGUAGCGAAUUUAUAAUCCAAUGUAAAAAUUGGGCAAAUAAAAUAGGUCGUAACGUCGUGGAGGAGCUUGCAGGGGUGCUCUCCCGACGCGAAAACCAUGGAAAAAUUGGUAUCGUGGUGGCGCCCUCCGGAUAUUUACCCGGAGCAAAGAAAGCCGGACGGGUGCAUGGGAUAAUAUUAACAAAUGUAAAAGAUCUAUGCAACGAUCUUUUCGACUUUAUUGCCGAAAAACAAAAAGAAAACGAUCAUUUUAAGUUAAACAAAAAUGUAGUUGCCAAGCUGUGA